AUGAAUUUUUUAUCAUUUCCAGAAUACAAUGGAUCUUGCCAUCCAGAAGAUUGGUUGCGUAAUUUUAAAUUCAUUGCAACCUUUCAAGAAAAGAUGGUAACAGAAACAGAAUUAGUUAGACUUGCACUCUUAAAAAUUAGUCGUUCAAUUUAUAGAGAUAACAAUAACAGUAUUACCAAUUUCUCUCAACUUCUUGAAUUCCUUAAAGCUGAUCCUUCAUUUACUAUUUUUAAAAUUAACUCAGAACAAAAACUUUUGUCUUUACGUUUUACAUAUUUAACUGAUAUAAAAGAUUUUAUCAUUGAACUACGGCAAUUACUAUCAGAUGCUGAAAUUUUUGAACUUAAGUUACAAAAACAGUCUAUAAUAAAAAUUUUACCUAGUAAAUUAUUCCCAGACACAUUUAGUUUAAAGAUUGCUGAAUCUCAAAAUAUUCAUGAAGUUUUUAUAAAUCUCCAAAAUUUUCUAUUUCAAUAUAAACGAAUAAUUAAAUAUGGUUCAGUAAUUACUUUAUGUCAUGUUGAUACUGGCAAAUUAUUAUCAAGUUCGUUGAAUAGGUAUACUGGUGGAUCACAACAAUAUUGGGUAUUUGCAGUAGAUCGUCGUCCAACUGAUUACGAGUCAUGGACUAUAAUGCCAGAGGUUUCUAAAAGCGGAAUACCUCCAGUAUAUGGUGGUAACAAAGAAAUAGGAUCACCGGUAUAUUAUGGAGACAGAAUAACACUCAGAAACAAUGGCACUGGACAGAAAUUACAUUCACAUGAUCCUAUGCGCUUUAAAUCCCCAAUAACUUCUCAAGUGGAAGGUAUAAAAACUCCAUUUUUUAUGACUUUGAAUAAUUGA
Messenger RNA from Cetraspora pellucida, 843 nucleotides. Lineage: Eukaryota; Fungi; Glomeromycota; Glomeromycetes; Diversisporales; Gigasporaceae. The record is from the annotation of a GenBank genome assembly.